AUGAGUAACUCUACCUUCCCCACUUUCAAUGUAUCUUCGUCUGAAACAGACAUGGACGAUAGUCGAGAUUUGGAGACAAAUCAAUGUAAUGGUGCAGGAAUACGGAGAGCAAGACCUUUACAACAUGUUUUUCCUUCCUUACAG
Messenger RNA from Paraglomus brasilianum, 144 nucleotides. NCBI's taxonomy places the organism in Eukaryota, Fungi, Glomeromycota, Glomeromycetes, Paraglomerales, Paraglomeraceae. The record is from the annotation of a GenBank genome assembly.